CGCGUCUACCGAGUUAACAGCCACCGCCCAUCCCUUUACACGAGUCCUCCAUCUAUAGCGCAACAUGGAAAGCAGAUUUGCGCAGAUAUCCUCCCUCGGCCAAAAGGACAAAGCUACUGCGUACAUCUCACUUCUCCAGGAAGUCUUCUCCAGUCCAGAUCGAUCGAGGAUUGCCCAAGACAUUCAUACCAUUGUUGAGAAUGUCAUCCAAGACAGUGUAGGAAUUGUAGUGGGGCGUCAGGUCCUCACUGAGCUUGUCAAGAUUCUGGGGGAUGGCUCAAUCAAGGACCAUGAUCUGAGAAAGCGAAUAGUGGAGGAUACUAUUGCCAUCAUUCAGCCUCGGCUUGUGAGCUAUGAAGAACAAGCAAAUUCUUUACGAUUUCAGCUAGCAGAUAUCCUUGAGAGUGAGGAAGAUUGGGGUGAAGCUGCCAGAGUCCUCAUGAACAUCUCUCUUGACGCAGGUCAACGACCAGAUGAAGAUAAAUUCCGUGUUUAUGUUAGAAUUGUCCGUCUCCUGCUGGAAGAGGAAAAUAACGCACAAGCAGAAUCCUACUACAACCGUGCAGCCAUUCUUGCUCAUUCGACCACAGACCGGGAAACCCUAUUACAGUUCAAACUCUGUCAGGCUCGACUCAAUGACUAUGCCAGGAAAUUUCUCGAAGCCGCCACUAGAUACCAUGAGCUCAGCUAUGUUGCUGAAAUCGAUGAAGAGGAAAGGAAACAUAUGCUUUCUGCUGCUGUAACAUGUGCAGUCCUUGCUCCUGCUGGACCUAAUCGAUCUCGUGUUCUCGCCUCUCUUUGCAGAGACGAACGAACAUCCGAGCUUCCCUCAUUCAACAUUCUCACCAAGAUGUUCCUCGAUCGCAUCUUGCGACCAGCAGAAAUUCAAGAAUUCGAGGGUACCCUCAAAACCCAUCAACUCGCAAAGAUCACAUUGUCAUCUAAUGAUCGAGUAUCUGCGGCCGAGGUCGAUGAUGAAGAUGCGGCGGAUCCCAACAGCAGCAAGCGUACUGGCCCAUCCACUGUACUGGAUCGCGCAGUUAUGGAGCACAAUGUUCUCGCAUGUUCAAAGAUUUAUAGCAAUAUCUCCUUCCGUGGACUUGGUGCCCUCUUGGAUUUGACCCCAGGCGCCGCAGAGACAAUGACGAGGAAGAUGAUGGAACAAGGACGGCUGAAGGGUACCAUUGAUCAAGUAGAGAAACUGAUUUGGUUUGACGUUAGCAGUGAGGAUGAUGAUGCACAAGGCAAGGCAGGUGGAUUGGGUGAUGUCGAACAAGCCACUGAAGAUACAGGUGCACCAUUCACCAAACGAUGGGAUAUGCAGAUCCGUCUGACCGCAGCUAAUGUUGAGUCGAUCGUACAGCAUCUGACAGACAGGGGACUGGUCAAAUUCGCCACAGCACAAGCAUGACAUGUAUUAUACGAGAUAUCCUGAUGACUGACAGCGGUAACGACGUGAUGGAAAACGAGAGCAUGUGUACAAAUAUUACAUUGUGCGAUGAAUGCGAUAGAUGAAAGAGAAAGCAAAUGUAACGAGAAGGACAAUCCAUAUGAUAUCGGUGACUGGUUACUACUGCGUCCCGCCAGUUCCCGAAGCCUCAGUCCGCCUACGCUUCCUGGCUCGUUCACGCUUAGUCUCCAACUCGUGCCAUUCGCCUUCAAGACCAGCCAGUCUUCAAGAAAACGAAAUCAGUACGUUGUGAGGGAUAUGAAGAAAGACCUGAACACACCCAGUAGGAAGCUCCGGGGCAGGCAGCUCCUGUUUAAAGUAAGUCGCUUCCAACGCUUGAACGGCGUUUGCACGGUUUGCAGGAUUGAACGUGAGCAGGUGCUCAGCGAGGUCAAGACCAGCCGGCGAAAGCCAUCUGUAUCCUCGGUGUUAGAACAAAACAAGCCUUCUGAAAGACGAAACAUACUUCUGAAAGAGCUCUCGGAAGUGAUUCGGUAUGUGGUCUUUAGGUUUGACCAACUCAUACCAAGGUAAGCUAGCCACCCCGGGCCACCGUUCAGGAGUGGGCGUGCCAAGUAUCCUGUAAAUGACAUCCAGUUGGUGGAUUUCGUCGUUGC
Somion occarium is the source of this 2067-nucleotide messenger RNA. The record is from the annotation of a GenBank genome assembly. NCBI's taxonomy places the organism in Eukaryota, Fungi, Basidiomycota, Agaricomycetes, Polyporales, Cerrenaceae.